AUGGCAACUGGCGUAGAGGAAGAGGCCAAGGAGCCGGAAGCCCCAGAAGCCGGGCAAGAUCCCCAAGUGGCCCAACCCGGCCAACCCUUGGAGCCCCCGAAGCAUGUGCUGCAGCACAAAUGGUGCCUCUGGUUACAUCAGCAGGGGGAGAAGGCGCACCAGGGAACACAGGCUUGGAAUGAGAGCCAGAGAACGGUUCACUCCUUCAACACGGCGGAGGACUACUGGUGCAUGUAUCACCACUCCUACCCUCCAUCCAGGAUGGAGCACGUGGAUUUCUCCCUCUUUAAGGAUGGCAUCACGCCAGCUUGGGAGGACCCUGCCCUCAAGAACGGAGGGCGGUGGGUCAUGAAGCUAGACAAGGUGAGGGCCCAAACACUGGACGACCUCUGGCUGUCUGUAAGUCUCGCAUUGAUCGGUGAGGCCUUCCUCCCCCACGGUGGUGAGGUGGUGUGCGGUGCCGUGGUAUCCUUGCGAAACCGCGUCAGCAAAAUCGCCCUAUGGCUCUCAACCGCCAAGGAUGAGAAGAAGGUGAUGGCCCUUGGUCGCUACUACCGACAGGUCCUGGCCGGCACGCCCGGAUGCCAGGACUACAUCAACAGGGAGCUGACCUUUGAGGACUUCAAAAAAGGAGGAAUGACCUUCGUCCUCAACAAGUCCAACUCCGGCAAUGAACAGACUGCUGGCGUCUUUCAGUGA
Symbiodinium pilosum is the source of this 699-nucleotide messenger RNA. The record is from the annotation of a GenBank genome assembly. NCBI's taxonomy places the organism in Eukaryota, Dinophyceae, Suessiales, Symbiodiniaceae.